Molecule: messenger RNA, 1569 nt
Organism: Ixodes scapularis (black-legged tick)
Lineage: Eukaryota; Metazoa; Arthropoda; Arachnida; Ixodida; Ixodidae
Product: organic cation transporter protein
Exons: 12
Coding region: 1-1569 (522 amino acids)
Biological process (GO): transmembrane transport
Cellular component (GO): membrane
Molecular function (GO): transmembrane transporter activity
Source: RefSeq, a predicted model, not a curated record
AUGCCUACAACGGACGACAUCUUUGUUCACCUCGGUCGGUGGCACUUGCCAGUCAUGCUGUUCUGCUUCUACCGUGGUUUCCCCGCCGCCUACCACGCAGUGUCAACGACAUUCAGUGCACCUGCCCUGGACCAUUGGUGUGCCAGACCGCCGGAAUUUGCCAACUGGACGAAGGAGGAAUGGCUUUCCAUGGGAAUACCAUUGCGGCACCACAGCGGGGACCUGAAACCAAGUCGGUGUGAGGUGUUUUCAUGGGAAAAGCUUCUUGACGGCAGCGUCAUAAUUCAUAAUAAUACCAGGGUCCGCUGCUCAAGUUGGGAGUACGACAUGACCGGCCACACAAACACUCUGACCAAUGAGUUCAACCUGGUCUGUGAUCGUGUCUGGCUGCGAGCCACAUCCCAGAGCGUUUACAUGGCCGGCCUCAUGGUGGGGAACUUUAUCUACGCUCACCUCUCAGACUGGUAUGGAAGGAAGCGGGCGCUGGCGUUCAUGGUUCCCGUUCCAAUCGUUGCUGGCAUUUUGACAGCCUUCUCGUCCAACUUCCUAAUGUUCAACGUCGGCAGGUUCAUCAGUUCCCUCGGAAUGGGAGGAAUCCAGAACACGACCUUCACAUUUGUGCUGGAAGUCUUAUCUGCUCGGCAUCGUGCGCUAGGCGUACUAAUAGCCAAUGGGGGCUGGACGACGGGCCUUGUGACUCUGGUCGGCCUUGCCUGGUUUAUCCGUGACUGGUUUUAUAUGCAGAUAGCCAUAUCGUGUGCCUGUCUUCUGUUGGCCAUCAACUGGUUAUUUUUGCCCGAGUCUCCUCGCUGGCUUCUUGCGACGAAAAAAUACGACGAGGCAGAAAGAGAGCUUAACGAUGCUGUAAAGAAGAACAAGAUCAAAGACAUCGAAGUAGAAGCUAUCAUCAAGGACUUCAAAGGAAAAUUAACAGAGGAGAAGACGUCAACAAAACCAACGUUCAUUGAGCUCUUUAGGAUUCCUUGCAUCCGCUGGACAACAGUGAAUAUGUCUGUAAUAGGAUUUCUGAAAACAUGGAUCUACUACAACUUGACAUACUCAAGCGUUUUACUUGGUAGCAAUCCAUACACAAGCUUUGCCCUUGUUGCUGCCAUAGAGUACCCAGUGAGGUUGGUGGCGGUGCUAUUUAUCAACUACGUCAGAAGGCGACCGUCCUACAUUGUCCUCUACGCGUUUGCCGGGCUGUGCUCGACAGUCAGCAUAUUCCUUCCUAAGAGAAUGUGGUGGCUACAGCUUUGCUUCACCAUGCUCACCAAACUUGGAAGUUCCUGCGCGUAUUCGGUGAAUUUUGUCCAUAUGUCGGAGCUGUACCCCACCAAGCUUCGGACUCUGGCAAUGGGCUUCACCAUCACGCUCGGUCGACUUGGAGCCAUCAUUGCGCCCUUUACCAAGGAACUGGGAGUCAUAUUCGCACCGUGGGCUCCCAAAAUUGUUGAUGUGGCCAUAUGCAUCGCCCUUGGUUUUCUUAGCGCACUGCUGCCGGAAACAUUCGGGAAAGAGCUUCCCGACACCGUCGAAGACAUUAUUAAGCAGAAGAGAAUACUUUAA